UAGUCUGAUCAUUCAACUUGUAAAUACACAACAGUAUAAUUAUUGUAAUAGCAUUGUAUUAUGUAUUGUAAUAGCUUUGAAUAACAUUUUUGGAAGCGCUGAAUUUGUGCGUGCAGCCCCUCAGGUGAAGGGUCGCCGAAACGCGAUGAAAGCAAACAUAACCUUAAAUUUUGAAACAACUUAACCACAUGUAAAUUUGUAAAUAGGCGACAAUGGAGGACCCUGACUCCGAAUAUGUAAAGCCAAAAAUGUGGUACGAAGAGAUUUCAGAUGCCGGACGAACACAAGAAGCACUGACGGACGACUUGGUAAUUCAGUUAAAAACCGAAGCGGAAAAGAGUCUCAUUGCCGAUGCCGCAAAUUACAACAUUAAAAAUUCCAAAGGAAACUCCAACUUCCAAUGGAUGAAGACCGUAAUGGCGAAGGGUAUCACCUCGGACAAAGUCGCCGCAUACAUCGUCACCAUACAAUCCAAGCCGCUGUACAAUCUCGACGCCCUAUCGAAUUUGGUGGGAAUGGUCAAAGUGGGAAAGAAAAACGAAUUCGUCAUAAUAAUCGACAGCUUAAUCGAGUUGUUCUUGGAAAACCUGCUCAUUCCUCAUCGUAAAUUGCUCUCGUUUCACACGCGCCCGCUGACCAAACUAGACGAGCUCUCGUCCGGAAACGCGGCGACGCGCAAGAAGUAUCUCGCGUACUGGAUCUUCGAGGACCAACUGAAGCAGAUCUACACGACGUUCGUGCUGUCGUUGAACAAGAUUUCGCACGACACCGUCGAGAAGAGUAAGGAGAAAGCGAUCGGCGCGUUAAAAAAGCUACUGGCCGGUAACCCCGAGCAAGAGCAGAAUUUGUUAAAGCAUUUGGUAAACAAAUUGGGAGAUCCCUCGAAGAAGAUCGCCUCAAAAGUGAUCUACUUGCUGUCAUCGCUGCUGAACCAGCACUCUAACAUGCAAGGCGUCGUCCUUAACGAAGUGGAAAAAGUGCUGUUUCGCACGAACGUGUCCUCGAGAACGCAGUACUACGCCCUAUGUUUCCUCUCCCAGUUCUAUCUGAACCACGAGAACAAGGCGAUCGCGGAGCACUUGAUCGGACUGUACUUUUCGUUUUUUAAAGCCUGCGUGAAGAAGGGCGAAGUGAACAGCAGGAUGAUGUCCGUAUUGCUGAUGGGAGUAAAUCGGGCCUUUCCAUACGCGGAACUGGAGCUUAGCAAGCUCUCCGAUCAUAUCGACACAAUGUACAGGAUCGUGCACAUCGCUAACUUUAACGUUAGCCUGCACGCGCUCCGCCUGCUUCAUCAGGUUUCGUGCAAGGAGAAUACCGUCAACGAUCGGUUCCUAUCGGCUUUGUAUAGGAAACUAUCCGAUCCGCAUAUCACCAGUACGUUUCACCAGGCCAUUCUACUCAGCCUGGUUUACAAAACAUUAACGUACGACAAACAAGUGGACCGAAUCAAGGUCAUUAUUAAGAGAUUACUUCAGAUCGCAAUUUAUGCACAACCCUCAAUGGCUUGCGGUGUACUAUACGUCGUGUCCCAAGUUAUACGACGAAACCAUGCCCUGUCGGCGUUAAUAUUGCCAAUCACUCCAGACGAAGAUGACGAUGAUGAAGACGAGAAAUACUCCGACGUAAAAGAGGAACCCGAAGUAAGCGAAUUAAAAAAAAAAUUGUUUUAUUGCGACUUUAACUUGAAGGAGGAAACGAAUAACGAAUCCGAAGCCAAGCCGUGCUUCAGCUGGAUACAUAAAAAGAACUCGAAUAAACGCCGCGUCGGCUACAACGGCCUGCACCGGAAUCCGUUACACGCCGGCGGAGAAUACUGCUGCUAUACAGAGUUGAAUUUUUUGAAAAGUCACUUCCAUCCAACCGUCGCUCUGUUCGCGGAGAAUCUGUUAAAUGAAAAAACGAUCAACUACACGGGAGAUCCCUUGAAGGAUUUUAGUUUGAUACGAUUCUUAGAUCGGUUCGUCUUUAAGAAUCCGAAACGCGCGCAGGACUUCCCGAAGGAGGGCCUUCAGUCUGUUCUUCGAGCGCGUCAGAAUUAUCGUCCGAAAGGCAUACGAGCGGUACCCGUACAGUCAACUACUUAUGUAAAUAACGACGAGGAGAAUAUUCCAAUUGAAGAGCGGUUUCUAUAUAUGUACCUACAAAAGCGAAAUAAGGGCGCACCCGCAAAGGACGACGACGAUGACAGCGAUUUGGAUUCGGUGGCAAGCGAGGAGUUUGAAGAAAUGUUGGAUAAAAUGAUUAAAAUCAAAGACGUCGGCGAGGAUUUGGAUUACAUGGAGAGUAUCGAGGAAGGUUUUAAGUCGAAAAAGAAACGCGGAAAAGAAGAGAGCGAAGAGGACGUAAAGGAGGAAGAGGACGAGAUCGAUUUGGACGAGGAUCCUUUUGAGCCCGACGAAGGAGACGAAGAAGUAUUUAACGAAGACGAUGACGACAGCGAAAUAUUAUUCGAUUCCGAAGAGGAGGAGAGCGAAUCGAAACAUAAGAAAGCGAAAAAGGAGACGUCGUCCUUGUUCGCGUCGGCGGAAGAGUUCGCAUCCAUGCUGGAAGAGGAAGGUGCCGCUAAAACGGCCCCGGGAAGCUCCAACGCUUGGUCUACCAAGGAUAACGCCCAUUUGCGCCAGAUUGCCUGGGAAGAGAAACGAAACCAGUGGCUGAAGGGUUACAACAAAACAAUGGGAAAGGGCGAGCGAUCCGGUUUCAAGAGUAAAAGGAAGCAAAAAGGGAAACAGAACGGCCAUAAUUUUCAAAAUAAGAAGAAAAAGAAAGCCUAGGAUUAGUGUUCUGUUCUGUGUUAAUAUAAAUUUUUAUCGAA
This is a messenger RNA of Photinus pyralis (common eastern firefly), 2815 nucleotides long. It is a transcript of the gene Noc1, whose product is annotated as CCAAT/enhancer-binding protein zeta. Gene Ontology annotation, cellular component: nucleus. The record is from RefSeq and is a predicted model, not a curated record. The transcript has 12 exons. Lineage: Eukaryota; Metazoa; Arthropoda; Insecta; Coleoptera; Lampyridae. The coding region runs from base 213 to 2774 and encodes 853 amino acids.